AUGACGUCCCGUGAAACGAAAAUAUUACGCAAGCAUUCGAAUCGUCGUUCAAAGUAUUUUGUUCCGCCUGCAAUUCUUGUUUUGCAUCAUGGAUACACAGGAAAUGUGGUAGAGUUCAAGAGUAUGUUCGAAGUAGAAAAACAUAAUGCCAAAAAGAGUUCACGCGGAUGUUUGUUUAAUUACUUCUCAAUGAAUGUUUAUCUCAUCAUCCAUCUGAAUGAGCAACUAGAUGAUAGUCGGCAUCGGCGAAAUCAAUGAAGAAGUAAUUUCCUAUCGCGGUCUAUUUAAUUUAAUAUAUUCCUCGAAGAAUGGCUGUAGCAAGCUGGAUGCUGAGAAGCCGGACGCUGAGAGCUGCGAAAGCUUUGAGAGGUCGUACUGAAAACAAAGAUGAAGCUGUGAAAUUAGACUUUACUUUAGAUCCUAAAUGUUUAAUGCGAGAAAUUCUAAGUAACGUAUGCCAGAAAUACGGUGUAUCGAGUGUAAAAAAAUUGAACUAUUUAAACUCCUUCGUACAUUUACUAAGCAAAAAUUCCAAAUGGAAAUCACCUGAUACCUUCGGCUUUAGCACUGAUGAAAUCCUAUGUUGUUUAAGAAUAGCUUUAAUUCAAGAUAGCGUUCAAGUACGAGCUGCUGGUUUAAGAGCAUUGCGAUACGUAAUUAGAACCGAAGAAGAUGUAUUAUCGUUAAAUAGAUUACAAUUUCCGUAUCUUAUUUCAAGGAGCUUGGAUUUGUUAUUGAAAACAGAUAAUGAACGAGUGCUAAUGAGCGAAAGAAUACAAUCUUUGAAAAUGAUGAGGCACAUAUUAUUCUUGGCACCGCAACAUUUCAACGCAACACUUGUCCGGCCGUUGGUUUCAGUCGCUCUUAGACCAAUAGAAGAAACGGAUAGGUUGCUAAAAGCGUGUUUAGCAGUGCUUUGUGAAAUAUGUGUUCUAAAUAGCUCAGUGUUUAUAGAAUGUGAUGGUGUUAGGGCUUUGUUGCGUAAUGCUAAUACUAUUCCGUCUAGUCAUAUGACCGAAGCAAUAUGUGGUGCACUUUUAUUCCUUUUGAAUAAACCGUCGACCAGAGAACCAGCUAAAAUCGAAUUACGAUAUUUAAUUUCUGGUUAUACAAAUUCAUUCGUUACUGAUAAAAAUAGUUUUAGAGAAGAAGAAAGAAGGUUGAUGUGGACUAAUUUUGUGUUGUUAACAUUGUUGAGAUCGUCUAGCGGAUUAUUUCAGCUAUGCAACGAUUCUGAUAAUGUGGGUGGUUUGAAGUCCAUUGUUAAAAUUUUAUAUUUGAAUCAACAUAAUAUCCGGAAAGCGGUAAUCGAAUUGUUAUUCGAGUUGAUGAAUAUACCUCAACCUGAGUGGACGGAUGAUGAAGUUAUCGCUUUGGAUUCAGUGGAGCAUUCACGUGCUCAGGAAUCAUUUCGUUUGAGUGAAGGAUAUUUAGUCGAUGAAGGAAGAUCUAUACUUCCUAGUUUAUCCAAAAAUAGAGUCAAUUUAGUUGAAGUCCACACUUCUUUGAUUCUUCUGUGUUUAAUGGAAUCAGAUCUUCCAGAUGCUUUGGUCGAAGUUAUUAUUUCUAGUGAUUCAUUCCUUUCUUUGCAAGCUAGCAUUUUAUUAGGUGAAUUUUUACAUUUAAGUCGCAAAAUUUUACCUUCAGAAUGUUUCUUGGUUCCUCCAUCGAUGCCUAAUCUUAUCUCAUACGCUACCCGCGGAUGUCCAUUACAUCCGCCUUGUAAAUCGAUUUCUAAUGAAAAUUCAGAAUCGUCAAUUUCACACGAACAGUAUUCUUCUAGUUAUAGUCAUUGUUCCAAAGACUUUCAUUAUAAUUAUGAUAGUAACGGUAAAUUACGUUUUACUGAAGAGUAUCCUAAGGUACUAGACGUAAGACUGCCUCCUAAUCUGAAUGUUCCUGAUAAUAUUACAACGAAAUCGUCGCCUAAUGAAACCGUUGUUACCAAAGAUAGAUGUAGGUCUUCAGCUGAAGUUUGUAAUCAAGAUAUUCAAGCAUCCUAUGCUACGCAAACGUCAAAUAGUAAGAAUCUUCGUGGAAAACCAAAGUCUCUUUCAUGUAACGAAGAGUAUUUCGAAAAUCUGAAAAGUGACAACGAAUCAAUUUUAAAUAUCAAUCGUACCGAUUUUCCACCCUGCAAACAUAAACAACAAAUGGCGUUAUCGGCUAUGUGCAUUUUAACAAACUUACGUAAACAGUUAGAAAAACCGCGCCAACCUGUAUCCUUGUUGUUGAAUCAUGUAGUCCAGUAUGGAGAGAAAUCUAGUAAUGUUCAACCUUCAGAAACCUCUGAAAGUGUAACAGCCAAGAGUAAAUUACGUAAAAUUUCACCUAAGGUAUUUGAUGAAUUGAUCAAAGAAACAGGGGUACUUGUAGUUCCGGAACCUAGUCGUUGGAAGUGGGAAUCUGUACGAAUAUUGUUGAAGUUGGGAUUGAAUAAUUCCAAAAAGUUGAAUGAUACUAAUUUCAAAACGUUAAUCAAGAAACUGGUAUAUUUUUACAAACCGUCUUCCAAAAAAUUCAGCCACAUGCCAAUGAAACUCGAUUCGUCUACAGCUAAUAUCUAUACCAUAGUCGCUUGUGAUUUAAUUGAUAUCUUGAUGGAUACUAGAAAUAAUGACGGGACGAAAUUAUUGAACGAAUUACUGGAAGAUAUCGAUACUCAGUUGAAGCAGAUUAUCGAAGCGAAAUCCGUUCAUGAUUGUUUAUUUAGUCCUCAACGAUUGACUAAUUCAUUAAGUCAGGAUUACUUUUUAUUACUCGGACGAUUAAGUAACUGCGAAGCAGGCUUGUUGAUUUUGAAAAAACUAAACAUUUUGCAAAGUUUACAUCACAUUGCAAUCAACAUUAAUAUGGAUUGUUACGUUAAAUUGAUCGUUUCUAGUCUUAGCUACGUGACUAGUGAAGAUACGAAGAAAUUAUUCAGCAGUGUGCUGUCGUGUAAUUUUGUAUCAUCUCGAAUGUAUGGUACGAAAUAUUUGCACGUAUUAUUACGAACGAGCGCGUCAAAGCACGAGAGUUUCAGAAACUGGGCCAUCGAAAUGUUGGCUAAUCAGUUGCACGACGAUAAUAAUGCAAUUUCAUCAAUAGCCCUGAACGCUUUAAAUGAAGCAGCUGAUAAUAAGGAUUAUUUGGAGGCAUUGAUUUCACUACGGCCAUCUUUACUACAUUUAGGAGAUAAGGGUUUACUACUUUUAAUACGCUUUUUAUCCACCGAAAAAGGGUUUUCAUAUCUUCAAGCCGCCAACUUCGUCGCACCGCAACUGCAACGAUGGGCUACGUCGUUUAAUGCCAAAUACACCCAAAUUGUGGAAGGAGAACUACACGAUGCGAUGUCUCAAUAUCAGCGUGGUGACGAUGGUCGUUACCGGCAACGUAUUACUGAUUCAAAGGCUGUUUUAAAGGAUGUGUUUGUACCACCGCAUCUGUAUGGACAAUUGGUGCAACAUUCGCAAGGAUUUAAUUUGUUGAUUAAACAAGAAAUUAUUCCCAAAAUGAUACAGGUCAUUUUAAUGUGCGAUUGUGAUACGGAUGAAGCUAUAUUGGAAUUGAAAUCGGCUUUAUGGGCAAUCGGACAUUUUUCCACCAGUUCAUUUGGAGCGAAAUAUUUAUCCGAUCGUGGUAUCAUCAAAGUAAUCGUCGGAAUCGCCGAAAAAUGUGCUGUCUACAGUGUGAAAGUUACUGCGUUCUAUAUUUUAUCACUAAUAGCAUCAACCAAAGAAGGAGUCGCGGCUAUCAGCAAAACUACGUGGAGAUGUUUGAAACGUACUCGGCAUGAAGUGUGCGUAUCUAAUGAAGUUCCAUUUUCGUUUACAUCGUUUGAAAAAUUCUCCGAUGAUGAUGAUUCUGAGACUAUUUCAUCACCGGUGGACUUUGAAUCGCCUCUGAAUGAUCUGAAAACGUUUUUGGAUCAAGAUGAAGAUGGCUCAACUUUCAAAAUACCAAAUAAAUUUUCUUUUGAGAAAAAAUCUGCUACAUUACCUCAAAGAGGUGGUUUUUCUGGUCAAAUUCAACAUAAUCGAAGUUACAGUGAAAGCAAAGCUGAUGCAUCAGAUGAAUGGUCGUCAUCCGGUUCACCUCCGUCUAAUCUCAAUAAGUCAAACGUGGAUCAUAUUGCUUAUCGAUCAGACAGUUGUGGUACAGAUAGCAGCACUAGUGGUAUUAGCUCAUGUGAUUCUGUUUAUGGAAAACCAUCAAAUUACAACGAGAGAAUAUCUACAUUGAGUCCUAUACCCAGUACUAGUUCGCUCACCACCGUAUUGACAAAUAAUAAUCCAAAAGAGUCCAGAACUUUCUUAUCAACUAAACGUCAUUCCAGUAUUAGCUUUGGGUGUAGAUUGAGCGCCCAGAGUGCUCUUGGUUAUAAAACAUUGCGAAUGUUACAAAACCGUCAUCACCUAGGCACAUCUUCAAGUUUUUCCGCCACCGCUACCAUGGAAUAUUUAUCAGCACAUGAUCGCAGACAAAUGUCUCCUUUGGUCAGACCGAAGUUUCCGCGAUAUAUUCACGAACCUUUAACUCACGAGUUCGAAGUGAAAAGCGCUCCUUUUCAUAUUGACGAAAAUGAAAAUGCUAACGUAUCAUCAGUAGCUGAAAGUAGCCAAUUUUCGCAUUCUACGGAAAUAGAUGAAGAAAAAUCAGAACCGAGUGGUCCUUGUUAUCAAGGAAUAUGUCUUCCUAUAAAAACUAGCUAUUUGUUACCAUGUGCUUCGAAGAAUUCCGUUUCCACUAAAAAAUCGUCCCAAGUAUUACUGAAAUCUUCCGAUGAAAUAGAUGUAUCUGCGGAAUCCGAUUCAGAAAUGGUGAAAAAUGAAGAAAUCAAUCGAACUUUAACGACUCUUCAACGUAAACGAAGACAUGAGAGAUCAGCUUGUUUGCUGUGUUCUUCAAAAAGUGAUGCUGCUGUGGAUGGAAGAACUACUGCUCGUAGUCGUAAAACGUCUACUAGCUCGUUGCACCGUAUUAGAACCGAAACUGAAAGUAGUUAUGGUGGCGGCGUGGGACCAGAAACUGAGAGCCCGAUUUUAUUAACGUGGCAACAAAAACCAGUGGGAAUAGUUGAUAAUACUCCUGGAGGAGCUAGUAGCAGUACUUUGGAUACCAGUGAAUCACAGGCGAAUUCAUUAUUAACUAAUAACGAAAAUUCAUUGAAAAGUCGAUCUAUACUACGAAAAGAAGUAUUGAAAUUGAUCGAACAACUUGGCAAUCCAAUAUUACAUAAAACUUGUAAACAAUGUUUAUUGCACCUUAAACAAAUAUGUGGUGAUCUUUUCCAAGAUAUUUGUUUAUUCUCCGACGUAUGCUCACUGUUGGGAAGCAUUAAUUAUAGAAUACAUGCACGGCAGCUUAUCCAAGAUUUAUUUUUAGAAGCUCCAUUUUUUGAAUUGUACGAAGAACCGUUGAAUGUAUUGAAUAGACCAACGUCGUCGCCAGAGAGCACGGAUCCGAAAACCAUGUCAGCAGAUCCAACGAGUAACGAAUGUUCUUCGCAGGUUGAUUCGAAGUCGAUAAUAACUCAAAAUCUUAAUCCAAAAGAAAUGAAUUCGACGGAAAAUUCCUCUGAUGAACGUAAAACGACCACUAAUCAUAAUUUAGAAGUAAUUGUUGAAACCGACGCGCUAUCUGAAGCGACAAAAAGCGAGCGUGGUUCGAUGAGGGAUGGUAGCGAGGUCGACGAUACUGAAGGUAAACUGUGCGAUUAUAAAACUAUCGAUAGAAUACCAAAACUCGACGACGGUCCUAAAUCCCAUCACGAUUGUCGGCGAGCGUAUUCGUAUCCUGCAACGAGCUAUAUCGUUACCGGAUUUGGAUCCGCGUUUCCAAAUUUAUGUUCGAACGAAUCAGUCGGCGUGCCGACGACGAGAAGUCGCAGUUUUUCAACAAACUGUUCUUACAUAUCGGAAAUUUCGCUAAAACCGUGCGUCACAGCAAAUAAAAACGAAACUUUGAAAACACCGUUUGAUACAUCUUCGAUGAAAGGUUCGUUGGUUUUUAGUCGUACCACUCCAGAUAAUUUAUGUGGAAGCAAUAAUUGCUCUAAAUGUUCCUUACUUUCGAUCGCUGAUAGGUCGUCCUCAAUGGUGUUAGCGUUGAAUAAACCGUUCGAAGUGUUGAAUUUAGAGUCGACAAUCGUAAUCAAAAAUCAAUCGGCGGGUCCAUAUAAAUACGAUGGCGAUGAUGUGGCAGAAAAACGAAACAAUCAAAAUGAAAUUUUGACAAAUGUAACCGGAGCUGUGCAGAGACAUCGUAAACUAGCAACAUUCGAAUCUCCCGAUCCGAGUUUAUUUUUUAAAAAUAAUCCAAAUAUUUAACGUGUCUUUUUUCUGUUUUUUAUUUAUUUUAUUUGUAUUUCAUGUAGUUGUCGAUAUAAUAUAUUUUUUAAAUAUUUUA
Molecule: messenger RNA, 6390 nt
Organism: Planococcus citri (citrus mealybug)
Lineage: Eukaryota; Metazoa; Arthropoda; Insecta; Hemiptera; Pseudococcidae
Gene: rictor
Product: rapamycin-insensitive companion of Tor
Exons: 33
Coding region: 309-6311 (2000 amino acids)
Biological process (GO): TORC2 signaling; positive regulation of phosphatidylinositol 3-kinase/protein kinase B signal transduction
Cellular component (GO): TORC2 complex
Molecular function (GO): protein serine/threonine kinase activator activity
Source: RefSeq, a predicted model, not a curated record